Tupaia belangeri chinensis (Chinese tree shrew) is the source of this 1054-nucleotide messenger RNA. It is a transcript of the gene CYC1, whose product is annotated as cytochrome c1. Gene Ontology annotation, molecular function: electron transfer activity; heme binding. The record is from RefSeq and is a predicted model, not a curated record. Gene Ontology annotation, biological process: mitochondrial electron transport, ubiquinol to cytochrome c. Lineage: Eukaryota; Metazoa; Chordata; Mammalia; Scandentia; Tupaiidae. Gene Ontology annotation, cellular component: respiratory chain complex III.
GCGGUGGCCCUGUCGUCCAAGUCCGGCCCUUCCCGCGGCCGGAAGGUGAUGCUGUCCGCGCUGGGCGUGCUGGCGGCUGGGGGCGCAGGGCUGGCUGUGGCCCUGCACUCCGCCGUGAGCGCCAGCGACCUGGAGCUGCACCCUCCCAGCUACCCGUGGACGCACCGUGGCCUCCUCUCUUCCUUGGACCACACCAGCAUCCGGAGGGGCUUCCAGGUGUAUAAGCAGGUGUGCUCCUCUUGCCACAGCAUGGACUAUGUGGCCUACCGCCACCUAGUGGGCGUGUGCUACACGGAGGAGGAAGCCAAGGCGCUGGCCGAGGAGGUGGAAGUUCAGGAUGGCCCCAAUGAAGAUGGGGAGAUGUUCAUGCGGCCAGGAAAGCUGUCUGACUAUUUCCCCAAACCGUACCCCAACCCUGAGGCUGCCCGAGCUGCCAACAAUGGAGCCUUGCCCCCGGACCUCAGCUACAUCGUGCGAGCUAGGCACGGGGGUGAGGACUACGUCUUCUCCCUGCUCACGGGCUACUGUGAACCACCCACUGGGGUGUCGCUACGCGAAGGCCUCUACUUCAACCCCUACUUCCCUGGCCAGUCCAUUGGCAUGGCCCCUCCCAUCUACACCGAUGUCCUGGAGUUUGACGAUGGCACUCCAGCCACCAUGUCCCAGGUAGCCAAGGACGUGUGUACCUUCCUGCGCUGGGCGUCUGAGCCAGAGCAUGACCACCGUAAACGCAUGGGGCUCAAGAUGCUGCUGAUGAUGGGCUUGCUGCUCCCCCUCAUCUAUGCCAUGAAGCGGCAUAAGUGGUCAGUCCUGAAGAGUCGGAAGCUGGCAUAUCGGCCACCCAAGUGACACUGGCCACCAUCUGCUUGCCAUCCUAGAGGCCCUGGAUUCAAGGGGCCACCCUGGGCCUGUUGAGGCCUCUGCUGGCCCACUCAGCCAAGCCCCUCUUCAUCUGGGACAAGAGGGGAGGGGGCAGGGGACCGGGCUCUAGCUCCAGACCCUUCCCCUUUCUCCUCCCUGUCAUGGAUAAAUUAAAAGUUUCUCGAUGUGCCCA